AGGGUAGUCUGCGGACAACAGCGAUGGUCUGGGCGAGACUGUGGGAGGCUGCUUCCUGACACAGAGGAACUGCGAAGAGCUACUGUAGAAGUUACAGAUUACCAGAUGGAACAUUUUGUAAGGGUUGUACUAGGCUUGUGAUGGACAUCCGGAGACUUCUCAGACUCUUUGGCAUCUGCUUCACUGCAGCCUGUCUACUGACCACAGCACAGGGCUUUCAUAUACAGAUGCCAGACUCUGUGAGGGCUGUGGAGGGCAGCUGUGUUCUGAUCCCCUGCCAAACCCGACCCCAUACCAGGGUCAUCUGGUACAAAUACCACAACAGAGACUGGCCCGCCAUUUAUGAUGGGAAAAACCCUGGUAAAGUUAUUGGUGAAUUUAAAGGACGGACUACAGUUUCGGGGAAUCCUUCAGAGGGGAACUGCACCCUCAAGAUCGACAAUGUCAAGAUGUCUGAUGGCAUCACUCUGUAUCCCUACAUCAACCCAGAGUCUGACAAAUACUACAAACCAAUGGUCAAGAUAAAGACUCAGUCUAGAAUCCGCCCUGAGUUACGAGGCCCGGAGUCCCCAGUGAAGGAGGGUGAAGUCUUCAGCCUCAGCUGCAGCGUCCAGCACUCCUGCCCCCCCUCUCCCCCAGCCAUAGAGUGGAGGGGCCUGACGGGGAACACCACUGAGGUGUCCACUAGGAGGCCUGCUGCAGACAUGUGGGUAGAUGUGUCCACAGUGACGGUGACUGCUACACGUUCUCAACAUGGCAAAAUGGUCCACUGCCGCACAGGUGAUAUGUCAACAGAGAGCAAAUCUCUCACUCUGGACAUCGCAUUUCUCUCCAUCAUGGUACCCAACACCUCAUGCUCAGAGAGGGGAAGGACGGUGAGAUGUGUAUGUUGGGUGGAGGCAUACCCCGUUCCUAUAGUGACAUGGAUGCUCAUUGGCGGAACUGGACUUCCAGCAUCUGUCAUUCCCAACAUCGCCACAGUGGGCACCUUGAUGUCCUCGGAGGUGGAACUGGAGAGGACACUAGCAGAGCAGGGGGUGGUGUGUGUGGCAAACAACUCCUACAGCAAUGAGACACACCACAUGACUUUACAGAGUGUAAAGACUCUCCUGCCAUGGAUUAUUUUGGCCUCUGUAUUUGGACUUCUUGGUUUAUGUGGAAUUAUUUGUUACUCACGGCGCAAAAGGAAUUCUGGUAAUACCGAUCUGCCAGUGGAUGAUAACCCCUCAAGACCACAGACAGAGUUGGGCGUGAAGCUAACUAUGGUCGAGAAGCCUGAACAGAACAAAUUGCUUAACAGUAGCAAAACGCAUCAGUACAGAAGAAAAAAAGAACCAAAACAGAGUGUCUGUGCAACAGAAAAAGAAGAUAUCUAUAAAAAUGAAAAAUUUCUACGAACUCAACAACACAGACCAAAGAGAGAGUUGGAUGUGAACUAUGUGAGCCCUAUGGUCCAGAAGCCCGAGGAGAAAGAAUGGCUUCACAGAAGCAAAACAGAUCAGAGUGUGUGUACGGAAACAGAAGACAUCUACCUAAAUGACGAUUUUUUACAAACUCAAUAUCCCAGACCACAGUCAGAGUUGGAUAUGAACAGCGCAAUGGUUCAGGAGCCUGAACAGAGUGAAUCGCUUUACAACAACUGCAAAACAGAUGAGCGUGAGUGUGCAACGGAAACAGAAGACGUCUAUGACAAUGACGAUGUUCUGCAAACUCAAUUCCACAGAAAAGAGUGCUGACGUCCUACGGACUGUUCUGGGUUUGAGUGACUGCUGUAGUGGAAUGGGCCACUAUCAAACUCAGGAUGCUGGAGAGUACAGUGUAAUGACUCUCUGUCAAGCAGUUAGCACCUGCACAUGUUGCAAAAUGUGCAAAAACAUUGAGCACUUGACAAAAAAAAUUGGCCAAUGUCUUUUCUUUUUGUUCUUUGUAUUACCUUCAGAAAUAUUGUAAAAUACUGAGUUGGUCUUUUUAUUCCUUUCAUGCAUACAUUAUGAAAUAAAUAGAUUUUUUU
Messenger RNA from Sardina pilchardus (European sardine), 2011 nucleotides. Its product is annotated as myelin-associated glycoprotein-like. The record is from RefSeq and is a predicted model, not a curated record. Lineage: Eukaryota; Metazoa; Chordata; Actinopteri; Clupeiformes; Clupeidae. The coding region runs from base 141 to 1736 and encodes 531 amino acids. The transcript is spliced from 11 exons.